Camelina sativa (false flax) is the source of this 1455-nucleotide messenger RNA. Its product is annotated as high mobility group B protein 9. NCBI's taxonomy places the organism in Eukaryota, Viridiplantae, Streptophyta, Magnoliopsida, Brassicales, Brassicaceae. Gene Ontology annotation, molecular function: DNA binding. The record is from RefSeq and is a predicted model, not a curated record.
CCUUAAACCAAAACCCAAAAAAGAGAGACCAGACAAAACAAAAACAAAAACACAAAACCACUCCUCCACCAUUAAAAAUUAAAAAGAGAAGUAAUAGUCUCACGCACCCUCUCUUAAGCGAUGUCAUCGGAAGAGAACGAAUCGACACCGUCUCAGGCGACGGUAGAAACGACGGCGACUUCACCGACGAAGAUAAAAGAGUAUCCAGAACCAUUGGAUUCACAUGAAGUCGUUGUUAAAGAUUCUUCUCGCUUCUGGGAUACUCUCAGGCGGUUUCACUCCAUUAUGACCACUAAAUUCAUGAUUCCUGUGAUUGGUGGAAAAGAACUGGAUUUGCAUGUUUUGUAUGUGGAAGUCACGAGGAGGGGAGGUUACGAAAAGGUAGUAGCAGAGAAAAAAUGGAGGGAAGUUGGAGGAGUGUUUAGAUUCUCUGCGACCACAACAAGUGCUUCGUUUGUCUUAAGGAAACAUUACCUUAAUCUUCUCUUCCAUUACGAACAAGUUCAUCUCUUCAAUGCUCGUGGUCCUCUUCUUCAUCCCACAGCUACAUUUCAUGCCAAGGAUCCUUCAACGAACAAAGAACUGGCUCUAGUCGAGUAUACUCCUCCGAGUAUAAGAUAUCAUAAUUCUCUUCCUCCUCCUUCUCAAGGUUCAUCGAGUUUCACAGCCAUUGGUACAAUAGAAGGCAAAUUCGACUGUGGUUAUCUUGUCAAAGUAAAGUUGGGCUCAGAGAUUCUUAACGGCGUGCUUUACCACCCGGCCCAGCCUGGCCCAUCAUCAUCACCACCAACCACUGUACUCAACGGUGCCGUUGCGCCUUAUGCUGAUACCGGGAGUAGACGACGUCGUUCAGGAAAAAGACGAAGAAGCAGACGCAGAGAAGACCCGAAUUACCCAAAACCCAACCGGAGCGGUUACAAUUUCUUCUUUGCUGAGAAACAUUGCAAGCUCAAGUCUCUUUAUCCAAACAAGGAGAGAGAGUUCACGAAGAUUAUUGGCGAAUCGUGGAGCAAUCUCUCUACCGAGGAACGAACGGUUUAUCAGAACAUUGGGUUAAAGGACAAGGAGAGGUACCAAAGGGAGCUGAAUGAGUACAGAGAGAUGUUGAGACUCAGGGAUGGUGACAAGACAAACGGCAAGGUUUGCUAAAUGAUUUACUCUAAAAACAGCGAAGUUAAUUUGUUGUGCGCCGUUUCUCUCUUAUAAGAUCGGACGCCUCUCCGUUUUUUCUUUUUCUUUCUAACUUGUUAUCGUUUUAUCGUAAUUGUCCUCCUAAUUGUCCAUUGCUAAACUUAGGCCCAGUAAGUAAGGCUUGACUUACUUGACAAGAUUAGCCGUGCCCGUGCGUUUGGAUUUAUUUUAUCGGACAGUUCCUUGAGAAAGUCAGUCCUUAGAUAUAUUCUGAUUUUUUUUUUGGUCAGCUGUUUCUGAAUCUUAGAUGGAUUUCUUUUCUUA